Messenger RNA from Megalobrama amblycephala (Wuchang bream), 6668 nucleotides. It is a transcript of the gene pho, whose product is annotated as phoenix. The record is from RefSeq and is a predicted model, not a curated record. The transcript is spliced from 5 exons. The coding region runs from base 298 to 4515 and encodes 1405 amino acids. Gene Ontology annotation, biological process: transcription by RNA polymerase I. Lineage: Eukaryota; Metazoa; Chordata; Actinopteri; Cypriniformes; Xenocyprididae.
GCCAUGAAAACCAAGAAGAAGAAGAAGAAGAAGAAGAAGAAGAAGACACCCGCCUUAUGAAAACAGAAUCGUGCAACACGUGGAUAUGUAUGGCAUAGAGGCAAACGUUUUCUGAUAACGUACAUGAUUAAGUUUCUUUUUUGACCAGUACUUUUGUGUUCAGGCUUAAUCUGUUGCAGAAACAGCCCGUGCCUCAUAAGCGCCCGUCAGAGGUGCACAAAUCGGUGUUAAUCGACAUCACGCAAAUCUACGAACACAUGACAAUUCUCAUGUCAAAUAGUAUUAGAUUAAAUAACCAUGGCUCGAAGAAGCGAAGACGACAGGACGGAAAUUGAGUCGCCAAACACGCAGCAGAUCGUACCGGUUGUUUCGCACGUUAGUGAUCUGAUCGAUUUGGACCCGCACUCGGAGCUGUUCCUCGAAACUCCUCCGCCUGAUGUUGUGUGUUCUAUCAAUGCAUGCUUUGAUCAGUUCACCAGCACCUUGGAGGGUAGAAGAGAUACUUCAGUCCACAAAUCUUCUUCGGACAGUGACUCUGGUGAAAGCCUGUUUGUAACACAGUCUGUGACUAAAGCAGUCCGAACUGAAAGACGACAGAGACCAGACCUAUCAACUAGGAGACCAGAGUCCAUCUCUGAUGAUAUUGGUGGUGAUAGCAAGGGAGUCACCAGGAGUCUCUCAGAGAAUGAAGACAAUGAAUAUGAGGAGGGAAGGGAAGGUCAGCAUGUGGUGUGCCCAAACAGAGGAAAAUGGAUGAAUUAUUUUCCCCCUCAAAAAGCCACUUUUCCAUUUUUGUUGAAAUUGCACAGACUACAACACCUGACUAGGAAGAAGCACCAAAUUCUAGAGAACUCAGAAAUUGGAGGGUUCCUCAAAUGCAUGAAGAAAUUUGAGGAGGGUUAUGUAAAAACAGAAAGAGCAAUCAGUCCAUAUAUGCUGGAGUCUGAGCUAAGUGAUAACUCUGAGGGGGAUGACCACAACAGUGAUCAUGAAGUCACAAAAGUGGAUAAAAUGUUGGUUCCAAAUUACUGUAAAGGAAACUUAAAUAAAUAUCUUCCACAAUCCAUCUUGGAAAGGAGGAUUCAGGAUUCACUGUCAAAAAACAACAAAGAGAAGUUACUGAAUGUCAAUGGAAAAGGGAAGAAAAGAAAAACUAAAUCUACCAUGAAAAACCAGACAAGUGUUUCUGUUAAAAAACAAUCAAAAAAGAAAUGCAAAGUUCCCAAAAGCAAAGCUGUAGUCAGGACGUUAUCAGAAUCUUCCUGCAUGUCUCUCUGUGAGGAGCAGGGAAAACAACAUGAGACACAUGAGGUUUUAGCUUCAUGUUCAGAUGCUGAAAACUCAGAUUCUUCCAGUUGCGGACAACCACUUAAUAAGCAGAUCAUCCAGUGUGCUGAGAACUCGCAUGGAAAUAAUUUAGUAAUUGAAGAGACACAGACACACUCUGUCAAGGCAGUCAGUCGAAUGGAGCAUGAGGAUGACAUGAGGUCAAGAACUGACAAUUACCUGCCCAACAAAGUUCCACCCCAAGGGGGAGACAUUUCUAUACAAAAUGAAAUUCAACAGACUGACAGUGACAUUGGCUCAAUGGAUUUAUUCAGUUCAUUGAACAGUCAGGAGCAUAAGAACAAUCAAAUUCAUAAAACCGAAUCUAUUACAGCGAACAUAGAGGAGAGCGAUCAAGACAGCGAUGUAACUCAAAUAGAGACUGAGGGACAGUCUGAGUCUAUAUUUGGACCAGGAACACCCAGAUGGUGUGAUGGUGAACAUCAAGCACAGGAGGAUGAUGAAAGUGACAUAAUUCAAAUAGAGACGAAAGGAGAAUAUGUGUCUGUGUUUGGACCAAGAACACCAACCAAGCAGUUUACAAUUCAAGACGUCAACACUACCAAACUUUCUGAAUCCCAAAAGACAGGUCAGAGUUCUGUUGUCCUACAUACUGAACUGUUCUCAAGAAAAGAGGAUAAAUCAAGGCAUAAAAAGAAAAAAACAAAGUCAGGCUCUCAUAAGGAUACUGAAGUUACAGGAAUAGAGGAGACUGUGAAUGUGCAACCAUCAUCUAAACAUUUACCACUAGUUGAUGAACCAUUAAGAGAAAUUUACUCAAGUUCCUGUGAGCAUGUUAUUGUGGGUAAACAAAGAAGGAUGGUGGAAAUGGAAACAGAUACUCAAGAUAGUCCUUUGUUUAAAAUUGGUGAAAUGAGCUUUCUUAAACGAAAAAGAAAGGGUAAGAAGAAAAUGGGUGCUGCUAUUUUGAUGGAAUGUGAUACAAAUGUAGAUGCAAGUCAGAAAGUGAGCUCUGAAUUUCACGAUGAUGUUGCUGAACUUAAAACAACAUGCAGAGAAAACAGGGAAUUAUUUGAUGUGGAGAAUGGAGUAACAAACGAAGAGCAAACAGCAGCAUCAGUUUUACAGUCAGAGGAGACGUCUGAGCUCUUGGAGGAAAUUAUUUUAUCUACGUUUGCAGAUAGCAGUGUUAUCAAAAAGGCUAAGAAGAAAAAGAUGAAAAUGUACAAAUUAAAAGAGUGUGAGGAUGCAGAGCCUGGUGUAGAAAAUCAGUCGGUUGAGGCAGUCCAGUUCAAUGAGCCACAAACUAAUGAGCUGACACUCAUAAGGACAAAAAAGAGGAGAAAAGACAAAGAGAGGACAAAGACUGCAUAUGUAGAGGAGAAUAAUGCUACAGACAUCCCAUCAAAUGGAACCUUGGACUCUGAUAGACCAACAGAGUUGAAAGUAAAUGAAGGUGAUCUAUCCAGUGAAGCUCCUGAGGCUGGUCAACCUAAGCAUAUGCAGACUUCAGAGGAAAUUGCAGGGUCUCUGUCACCUAAUGUAAUUAGAUUAAAAUCAGUGAAGAAAAAGAAGAAAAAAAGAAAGGAGACUGAGUUUCGGUAUGAAUCUGUUGAUCUGAAUGUGAAUUCUAUGUCUCAGUUUGAUGCUGGUCUCAGAGUGGUUGAACUACAAUAUGAUCAGGUCAUUGAAGAAAGACGGAGCAAUGACAGUGCAGCUGAACAUUUGGAAGAUAAUACAGCAAGUAUUUUAAAGGUUGCCAGACGCAAAAAGAAAAGUCAGAAUGUAAGUUCUCCAUCUCAAAGUGAUGACAUUAUUGGACCAGAAAAACAAAUGUUAUGCAUGCAGUCAGAGAACACAGCAGAACCUAAUAAAUUGGGUUCAGAUGACAUAGUUAUUAAAAAGGACAAACAGAAAAAGGCAAAAAAGCAGAAACUAAAAGAGCGAAAGACAAUAGAGCUUGCUUCAGAUAUUAUGGACAUUGUGCAGAUUCAAUACAGUGAGUCACAAACUACUGAUUUGCUAUCCAGAAGAACAAAAAAGAAGAGAGCAAACAAGGACAGAGAAAGAACAGUUAGCUCAUCAAAUGAACACUUGGAGCACAUGGAUGAUAGACCUCCAGAAAUUAGAGGAAUUAAUGCGAUUCAGUCCAACGAGGCCACUGAGACAGAUCAGAUUGAACAUUUACAGUCAUUAAAGGGAAUUACAAGAUAUAAAUCACCCAGUGUAACUAAACUAAGCUCAGGGAAGAAAAAGAAGAAAAAAAGGGAUCAGAGUGAGGAACGUCAAUAUGAAUCUGUUGAUUUGAUUCUGGAUGUAAGUUCUGUCUCUCAGUUUGAUGUCACUACACAAAAGAUGAUUAAAAGAAGGCAGAGCGAUGCAGCUGAAAAUUUGGAAGGUAAUGCAGCACAUAUAUUAAAUGUUGCCAAACGCAAAAAGAAAAGUCAGAAUGCAAGUGCAAAACUGGAAAAUGCUGUAUCAGACUCACAGUCAGGAAACACUGCAGAACUUGUGGAAAAAACAAAUUCAUCUGGCCUUUCAGAUAACCCGUUGUCCACUAAGUAUAAACGGAACAAGAAGAAAAAGCACAAAUUAAAAGAGCAGGAGGAUACAGAGUGUAAUGCAGUUACUCAUAGUGUGGACAAUGUUCAUUCAGUUGAGACGGAUCGGUUCAAUGAGUCACAAACUACUGAGCUGACACUUAAAAGAAUAAAAAAGAAGAGAAAAGACAAAGAGAGGAAAAAUACAACAUACAUAGAGGAGAAUGGUACUACAGAUAGCCUGUCAAUUGAAACUUUUGAAGCCAUUGAGACUGAUCACCUUGAGCAUUUACAGACAUCAGAGCAAACUGAACAAUGUCCCUCACCUAAUGUAACUAGAUUAAAAUCUGUGAAGAAGAAGAAGAAAAAUAAGAAUGGCAGUGAAGAGUGUCAGUAUGAAUCUGUUGAUUUUGCUUUUGAUGUGAGUUUGGUGUCUCAGUUUGAUAAUGUAACUCAUAGAUCAAAUACUCAACAGACUGUUGAAGAAAGUCCAAAUGAUGUUGAACAUUUGGAAAGUAAUACAGAAGCUAAAUUAAAUGACACUAAACACAAAAAUAAACGGAAACGGUCAAGUUUUUCUAUUAAUUACAAUUCUGACUUUAACUCUUCUGCUGCACAAAUGCAAGAAACUAUAACACCUGAGAGGAAGAGGAAGAAAAAAAAAAUUCUGAUUGCAUCACAAAUGUAGGCGGUGAAUGGACUUUGGAAUGUUCUUAUCAUACAGUGCAGUUUGAAAGGCCUCAGAGUUCGAUGUCAAAACCACCUGAGAUGAUUCCAAAGAUCAAGAGAAUAACCUAAAGGAGGGAUCAAGAGAAUCAUCUGCAUCUCAGACUGAUGUGUUGUUGCACAAACAACAUACGAAAAGAUGAAAGCACUGAGUUUCAUUCAUAAUGAUGGUGUAUUAGCUCUAAGGAAGAACACAGGAGAAGGAAAAUGAUAGAAAAUAAUUACGCAGAGGUUGAUAUGUUGUGGUUUUAGACCUCAGACCUUUAGACCUUCAGAAGAAAAACAAGGCAAUCUUAACCUCUCUGACAUUCAAGAGAAGAUUAGCCAAAAGUAUUGGUGUAAUUUUCUAUUCAGGACAAAUUUUUAUUUAAUUUAUUUUUAAAUAAUUGUGAUGCUCAGCUUGAUUUCAUUUAAAGCAAGAUAAAAUAAUACAAAAAAGUAUAUUGGUAGUUUGUUGUUUUACAAAACAUAUUUCCUGAAAUAACAUACAUACACCAGUACAUUAUUGUUUUUCCCUUUGUUUUGUAGGAAUGUAUAUGAUCAAUGAUCUGGGGAUCUUUUAAAUAAGAAAAAAUAAAUUCAUUCAAUUUAUUCAUUCAUUGCGCAGCCAUAUUAUACAGUGUCAUCUAGAACACGGUAUCCAUUUUAUCAUCAGAAUCAGUAUUUUUAUAAAGAAUCAAUACAUUUGGUCAGUAUAAUUGUGAUCUUACUACUUUGUAGCAGAGUAAGCAUAUAGUGUCCAUAAUGGUAAUGUACAGAGAAAUAAAAUGUAAUGGGUUUCCAGAUGUGAUAAACACAUCUUUACUGACCUGAUCCAAUUUAUUUUUCAUCCAGUUAUUUAUUUUUUUCAAAAUUGUCUACAUUGCAAAAUCUUUGAGUGGUGAUAUUUUUAUGUGAUGAUUUAAAAUAUGACAUUGUUUCAUGUUAACUGUUAAAUGUUAAAGGGAUAGUUCACCCAAAAAUGAAAAUUUGAUGUUUAUCUGCUUACCCCCAGUGCAUCCAAGAUGUAGGUGACAUUUUUUCUUCAGUCACACUUUCGUAUUCUUCAAAAAGCUUACGCUGUAUGUCCUACGCCUUCCCUAUUCAACUUACGGAACAAACACAGCGCCAGUUCCAUUUUUCCCGUAAGUAGAAUAGCGUAAGCUUUUUGAAGAAUACGAAAGGAAUGACAUGAAUGUGUGUUGCAGUAGUGCAGCUGUUGUUCUGUUUAUUUUUACCUAAUUUGUUCAAGUUUAUGAUGUAUAAAAGACACACAAAAUUGUGCUACUGUCAUGAAUUUCAGCACUACUGUGAUUACUUGCAGUCAGUACAACAACACUGACUGGUUUUAUAUUUUUUAUAACAUGACUGAGUCUUGUUGAAUUUUGAAAUGGUUGGCAUUCACUUUAUUGUAAGCGCAGUUAAUUCCAUGAAUGACUAUUUUAGAUCCACUCCCCUUUUCUGUUAAGAACUGUCUUUCAUCAAUCAGUCCUCAUAUUACUCUAAUUGUGAAUUCAUCACUGAAUCCAGAAUUAAAAUUAGCUGCCAUUACACCAGUCCGUAACCCCAUUAACUGCCAUUAUAUACAAAAAUAUCUCAGUCUAAACCUAAAAUAAUAUUGUCAAAAUGUAGAUUGAUUGUAAAUAGAUUUAGAUACAAGAGUCCUUAUGUGGUCAUCAAUGGAGUCUGGAUGGAAUCUAGUGGAAAAGUUUAGUACUGCACCCAAACACGCAGCAUUAGUACUGAGACAGCCUUGGUGAGGGUCAUAAACAAUCUCCUUACUGCAGCUGAUACUGGUGUGUGCAGUAUCUUGGUCUUGUUAGACCUCAGUGCGACCUUUGAAACCAAAUACCAUUCUGUGAUCUUGGAUAAGCCCAGCCAGCUGUGCAGCCUUUCUGGGCUAUUCGUUUGGUUUAGAUCUUACUUAACUUAUCGUGCCCAGUUUAUUAGUCUGUGAAAUCAUGAAUCUGAUGCUGUGCCAGCUUGACAGGGAGUUCCUCAGGAUUCAGUGUUGGGCCUAGGGAUGGGUACCGAAACCCGGUAUUAAAUUGACCCCGGGGCUAAAUUUUGAAAGACCGGUGUAUCGAUAAGCUCUGACGUUAACGGUUCUGCUAUCGGUACUGGAGAAAUUAUGAA